Molecule: messenger RNA, 1551 nt
Organism: Talaromyces proteolyticus
Lineage: Eukaryota; Fungi; Ascomycota; Eurotiomycetes; Eurotiales; Trichocomaceae
Product: putative MFS alpha-glucoside transporter
Exons: 2
Coding region: 1-1551 (516 amino acids)
Biological process (GO): transmembrane transport; carbohydrate transport
Cellular component (GO): membrane
Molecular function (GO): carbohydrate:proton symporter activity
Source: RefSeq, a predicted model, not a curated record
AUGGUUGGUAUAGAUUCAGUUCAUGUGCAGCAUGUUGAUGGCAUCAAAUCUCCUAGUCUAGAAGAGACAAGGUCUCCUGAUAAGGGUGCAGUAAAUGUUCUUUUGAUCCUUGCAUGUGUUGCCUUUGGAUCUGCCUCGUUCCUAUUUGGUUACGACGAUAAGGUUAUAUCUCCUGUCGCAGCCUUGAGCGCCUAUGUUGAAAAGUUCCAAGGUCCCAACCCUGUGGACGGAACAUUAGUUCUGACAGCGCGAAAUCAAAAUCUGGUCUUCUCUGUCCCUCUUGUUGGUUCCAUCCUUGGCGGGUUGGCUGCUUCUCCCCUAAACAGUCGUUAUGGUCGAAAAUGGCCUCUCAUUGCCGCAUAUAUUUUCUCCUUAGGCGGCGGAUUACUACAACUAUUCGCUCCAAAUCUCGGAGUAUUUGUCGUUGGUCGUUUUUGGAGUGCGAUCACUAUUGGCAUCGCAAAUGCGACUGCACCAUUGUACAUGUCUGAAGUCGUGCCGCCGUCUAUGCGAGGACGUAGUGUGACAUCUAUCAACAUUCUCUCUCUGAUAUCUGGUGUCGUUUCGACGGUUAUCGUUAAUGCGACGCGCAAUCUGAACGGUAAAAAACAAUACAUGAUCCCGCUUGCAGUGCAAUGUGCCCUACCUAUAAUCCUGAUCAUUGUCACAAUCGCCCUUCCUGAAAGCCCCCAAUGGCUGGUUGCAAAAGGUAGAAUGGAAGAAGCCCGGCGGAACCUUCGCAAGUUGCGUGGGUUUUCAGAUUGGCAAGUCGACGAUGAACUUCGAGUGAUGAAACUAUGCGAAGAAAGCGAGCGAGCACUUACAGCCAACGUGCGAUUCUGGGAAAUUUUCGACCGACAGAAUCUGAAACGCACACUCACCGCGGGGUCUUUCUAUUCAUUAAACCAGAUCUCGGGUGUUAUCCUGUCGACGACAUAUACAACAGUUUUCUUGACAGAACUUGGGGUUGGAAACCCUUUCCUUUUCACGGUCAUUGCGUCUUGCUGUACCCUAGCUGGAACAAUAGUUGCUCCACUUGUUAUUGAUCGUGUGGGUAGACGCCCAACGGCAUUUGUUGGAAUGACACUACUUCUCCUUAUCGACAUAGCUGCAGGUGGCCUGGCCUUUAACACUGGCAAUAAAAACUCGGUGCUAGGUAUUGCCGCACUAGGUUUUAUAUUCAACUUCUUCUGGGGAGCCGGUUUCUACUCUCUGUCGGCCCUGAUGCCAUCCGAAAUAGCAACUCCCAAACUACGAAAUCACACCAUGGCCUACACAAUUGCAUGCGCGCAGACUACUGCCGUCAUAACCACAUUCGCGGUGCCCCAACUGACUUCAGCUGAUGCAGCUAACCUUGGCGCGAAAACCUAUCUUGUUUUCGCGGGUUGUAUGGCCUGCGUUCUGGUGUUUGUUUACUUUUUCAUGCCCGAGACGAAGGGACGCACCUUUGCCGAAGUUGAUGAGAUGUAUGAUGCUAAUAUCCCUAUGUGGAAAUGGCGCAGUUAUCAAACCACAACUGAGGCAAAGCAAGCGAGAAUCGUGGUUGGUUAA